This is a messenger RNA of Fusarium sp. VM40, 2223 nucleotides long. The record is from the annotation of a GenBank genome assembly. NCBI's taxonomy places the organism in Eukaryota, Fungi, Ascomycota, Sordariomycetes, Hypocreales, Nectriaceae.
AUGGCAACAGACGCGGAUGUUGAUAUGGGGGGUGUCUCGGACUCCGAUGACAUUCGAAAUAUCGCCCCAAGCGGUACGAAAAGAAGAGCCGAUGGCCAGCCCAAAGAAAGCACUGCGCCUAUAGCCCCUCCAAGAAUCAAGGCGCUCGACCCAAACGUAGUAAAUAAAAUUGCGGCGGGUGAGAUAAUUGUGGCUCCUGUUCACGCUCUCAAGGAGCUCAUCGAAAAUGCCGUCGAUGCCGGGGCUACAUCGCUGGAUGUUCUCGCCAAGGAAGGCGGGCUCAAGCUACUUCAGAUAACAGACAAUGGCUGCGGUAUUCAGAAAGAUGAUUUGGCUAUUCUCUGCGAGCGCCAUACCACAUCGAAGAUCACCACUUUUGAGGAUUUGGCUGCUAUCGCGACGUAUGGCUUCAGGGGUGAAGCUCUCGCCAGUAUCAGUCACAUUGCGCACCUGUCCGUUACCACCAAAACCAAAGAGUCGGAUCUAGCAUGGAGGGCCCAUUACCUUGACGGGAAACUCGCUCCAGCAAAACCGGGCCAGUCAGCAGAGCCCAAAGGUGUUGCAGGCCGCCAGGGGACGCAAAUAACAGUGGAAGACCUUUUCUACAAUAUACAAACUCGGAGAAGGGCAUUUCGUUCGCCGGCUGAAGAAUUCAACAAGAUUAUAGAUAUGGUUAGCCGGUACGCUGUCCAUUGCAAAGGCGUCGGGUUCACUUGCAAGAAGGCAGGCGAAGCGUCAGCGAAUCUGUCAAUACAGGCCCAUGCUACUGUCAUUGAUCGUAUUCGUCAAAUUCACGGUAGUUCCGUGGCGAACGAACUCUUUGAAUUUUCUGUUGCCGAUCCUCGCUGGGGUUUUAAGGCUGAAGGCUUCACGACAAAUGCAAACUACUCAGUCAAAAAGACGUCAAUCCUGCUCUUCAUCAACCAUCGUUGCGUGGAAUCGACUCACAUCAAGAAAGCGGUAGAGCAAACCUACGCCAAUUUCUUGCCUAAAAGCGGCCACCCAUUCAUCUACAUGAGUCUUGAGAUCGAACCGGCUCGGGUGGAUGUCAAUGUUCACCCGACGAAAAGAGAGGUGCACUUUCUUUGCGAGGAUGAGAUUAUUCAAUCAAUUUGCGAACAUAUAGAGUCAAAGCUUGCUGCAAUCGACACAAGCCGGACAUUUAUGACACAGACACUGCUUCCUGGUGCAAAGGUGGCCGAGCCCAUAACGCAAGCAGAGAUCGACGGUACUCCAAAUCGACGAACCCCAGCGUCAAAGAAACGAAGAUAUUCUAAUGAUCUGGUGAGAACGGAUACAGCUGAAAGAAAAAUCACAUCUAUGUUUGCCCGGGCCGGUCCAAGCGAAUCAGCUGGUUCAAUAGAACACCCAGCAGAUGCGACUGCUGUCCCUGAAGUCCUCGAGUAUGAGACAGUGGAUCGCGAACUCGUCCAGUGUCGACUGAACAGUGUGAAACAGCUGAGAGAAGAGGUCAGAGAAGACAUACACCACGAUUUGACAGAAAUAUUCGCCAACCACACUUUUGUCGGCGUGGUGGACGAGCAGCGCCGACUAGCUGCAAUUCAGGGCGACGUCAAGCUGUACUUGAUCGAUUAUGGUAAAACUUGCUACGAGUACUUCUACCAAUUGGGACUUACAGACUUUGGUAAUUUUGGCACAAUCAAAUUCAGUCCUUCAUUGGACCUUCGUGAACUCCUCCGAAUGGCAGCUGAAAUGGAGAGGAACGCUAUUACCUCGCCUGAUGAAGAGUUUGAUGUCGAAACUCUGGUGGAUCGUGUGGCAGACCAGAUUAUUGAGCGCCGAGAGAUGCUUCUUGAGUAUUUCUCUCUUGAGAUAUCACCUGCUGGCGAACUCAUUUCGUUGCCGCUGCUUAUCAAGGGAUAUUCACCACCUCUUGUCAAGCUUCCUCGCUUCCUCCUUCGUCUCGGACCUGGCGUCGACUGGACUGAAGAGAAAGCUUGUUUUGACUCAUUUAUACGUGAAUUGGCUACAUUUUACGUUCCAGAGCAACUGCCAACCUUGCCCGGCGAUGCAGAAAGUCUUCGUGAAGAGAAGAUCUCUGACGAAAUGCGCGCGCGCCGUCAGCAUGUUAGGCAUGCCGUCGAGCAUGUAUUCUUUCCCGCGUUCAAAGCGAGAUUAGUAGCGACUAAAUCGUUAAUGGAGGAUGGAGUGCUCGAGGUUGCAAACUUGAAAGGUCUUUACCGGGUUUUUGAACGGUGUUAA